CCAUGACUUGGGCGCCUCGCUCGACAUGACGGCUCCAACAAGCCAGCCUUUCCAUUCGUGCCUUGCUAGGCUGCCUGCAUGCAAUCUGGGAGCGGGAGAAUAUUUGAGUGCUCAUUCAGCGUGGGAACUUUGGCUUUUAUUUCUCCCAGCUGACACUAAUCACGAUCCCCUCAUCCCUGACCUUUGUGAUUUCUCACACACUUGCUGCGAAUCCAGGAGGCUCGGUUCCCUCCUGCACACAGACUUGCCCUUCCAGCUCAUUUGCUGACAUGACUCCGGCAAUCAUUUUCUACGUGGUUGUGCUCGGCCUAACGGCUGUCGCAAUUUACGUCCAAGUCACGGCCAGCUAUCUAUCACUGCCGAUUCCCCAGCCCACGAGCAUUCUGGUGAUCCUCCUACCUUGGAUAGCCGCCGCGAUCAACUUCUGCACCAGACUCACCAACACCACCACCCCCACCAACAAGAGACUCAGUCGUUACCAUGCUGCUGCUGCCCGUGCUCCGAUCAUCCGUCUCGCGCGCGCCGCCCUGCCCAUGCUGCAGGUUUUCCAGGGGAUCCUCACCGUCGUGCUGGCAACGCUGCUGUCCCAGACCAUGACGCAGAACGGGCCGACGACGGGGUGCCUCGCCCAGGGCACUUGGCAGGGGAUGUGGUCGGCCCACGACCGCCGGGGGAUUGAGAGGAUCCAGGACGCGUUUGACUGCUGCGGGCUGAACAGCGUCAAGGACCGCGCGUGGCCGAGGGACGGCACGUGCUCCUCGCUGUACGGGCGCAACAGCGCCUGCGGGAAGCCGUGGGAGGCUGCGUUGCGGAGAGGGUCGGCGCUGGACUUUGGAGUUUGUCUGGUCUUGGGGUUCAUCCAGCUCUGGCAGGUUUCCCGAUUCUUCUUGUCCCGUGGCGGCGGCGCCUGGGCAGAACUUGGACGCGGGGACGGAGGCAGCAACGGGUACCGACAACUCCCGCCGCCGAACGAAAACACCCAAACUGCUGAGGACAGCCGACUUCUCGAGGAUGUCAGCGACAACGAGGAGGAAGACAUUUACCGCGCUCCGGAGCACGGUGGAGAGCGUGUAAACGACCAGACCAGGCUGGCUGGAAAUCAGAACAGCCGCGGGGACAGCUACGGAGCGGUGGAGAACGGAGGCACCUCGGCGGUGGUGGUGCCGACCGGGCUUGGACAUGAGGCGAAUGCAUGGCGAUGAAGGCUGUCCUGAAUGUGUUUGACAAUCAAUUCACGAGGGUGCUUGUAGACUGUGCGAUCGUGCUUAUUGGGGGGCAUUGGAGGAGGAGCAACAGCGUAAAUCAGUGAAUGGCCCUGUGGUGGUGGGAUGGAGCCCAAGAGGCGGAGGUCCCGCUUGUAAGUGAGAGUGAGCGCAGCAGCAAAGUUCACCUAGACAGCGGCUGGGAGUGCAAGCAGGCCGCCUGGAGCCCAGGCUUCUAUGCGCUCUCGCCUGCCUAUUACUACAGAACAAUUGAGUUUGCUCCAACAGGA
Molecule: messenger RNA, 1492 nt
Organism: Microdochium trichocladiopsis
Lineage: Eukaryota; Fungi; Ascomycota; Sordariomycetes; Xylariales; Microdochiaceae
Exons: 4
Coding region: 270-1202 (310 amino acids)
Source: RefSeq, a predicted model, not a curated record